Penicillium macrosclerotiorum is the source of this 1590-nucleotide messenger RNA. RefSeq names its product SMI1/KNR4 family protein. The record is from RefSeq and is a predicted model, not a curated record. Gene Ontology annotation, biological process: cell wall biogenesis; regulation of fungal-type cell wall biogenesis. The transcript is spliced from 2 exons. Gene Ontology annotation, cellular component: mating projection tip. Bases 1 to 1590 code for a protein of 529 amino acids. NCBI's taxonomy places the organism in Eukaryota, Fungi, Ascomycota, Eurotiomycetes, Eurotiales, Aspergillaceae.
AUGGCGAACGCAUUCGGUUCAGCAUGGCGCUCCUUCUGGCAUACCAUGACCUCCUAUGACCGUCAUGCCUCCCACGACUCUCCCUACCGCACCGGCCGACAUGUUCCCCUCAGCCAAAGCCGUCAUGAACCUCUCACCUCCAUUGCGACCAGCGCAAUCGAGUCCCGUCCCGAUCUCUCGAGCCCCUACGAUGAUGACCCUACCAAGGGCUUGGCGAGUUCCCAAGCCACUGAGCUGAAUGGCUCACCCACCGAUAUGGGCUCGCCCACUCGUCCCUACUCGCCGGGCAUGCGGUCGCUGGCGUCCCAAAAACGCGGAUCCAACGAGCAGACCGAGGGGAUGGCCGAAAUUCAGAUGCAAAGUUUCCAUGACGGCGCGCCGCCCCCGCCGCCAGUCGCCCACUCCUGGCGCAAGAUUGAGCGGUGGUUGGAACACAAUUAUGAGGAGCUAUUGGACAAUCUCGGCGAAGGCUGCACCCAGAAUGAUAUUAAUGAAUUGGAACACGAGUUGGAUUGCAGUCUGCCCUUGGAAGUGCGGGAGUCAUUGAUGAUCCACGAUGGCCAGGAGCGCGGGGGUCUUCCCACUGGCAUUCUGUUCAGCUCCAUGCUACUCGAUUGCGAAGAGAUCGUGCAGGAGCGGAAGAACUGGAAGACGGUCAAUGAAGAGUUCCUCAGUGCGUCCAUGAUGCACAACCCUGCCCCCGUGUCCAGCUCUGCCGCCAGUUCGUCCUCCGCCGCCGGGUCCCAGCAACAAGGCUCGCCGGUGUGGCGGAAUGAGCUGCUCGAACGCCAGGACUCCCAGCCUCCGGGCGCCGUGCAAAAGGCGUAUGCUCACCCCGCCUGGAUUCCGCUUGCCAGAGAUUGGGGGGGCAACCACCUCGCAAUUGAUCUGGCUCCUGGUCCGGCUGGGAAAUGGGGCCAGGUGAUCAUUUUUGGCCGCGACUACGAUUGUAAAUAUGUCGUUGCGCGCUCUUGGGCGGCAUUCAUGGCCAUCUUCGCAGAUGAUCUGUGCAGCGGCAAGGUCAUCGUCGAUGAAGAAACCAAUGAGCUGAAGUUGAAGGAGUUUAAGUCCCAGAAUGUCGAGCCGCCAUACCUGGAAAUUCUGCGGUGGCGGACCGACCAGAAGUAUGGCCGUCGCCCGCCGCGUCGACGUGGCCCUAAUGGAUUGGGAGCGAAUGCAUCGGGCAAAUCCAGCACCCGGGACUCGCCAUACGGUAGCCCAACUCGGGCUGAGGAGCGUGGCCGCUCGCCCCAUCGCUUCUCUAAAGGAUCUAACCAGAGCCCUAAGACUCCCUUCGGUGUGUCAAGCCCUCUGGCGCGCGUAACGGAAGAAACCUCGAGCCCCGUUGGUACGGCCGGGCCUACCAUUUCGGAGGAUCCGAGAGAGCAAAGUAAGGAAGAGGUCACAGAAGACCUGAUGGAGGUGGCAACCCCGCAGAUCUCUAACAAGGAAAACGAAGGCUUUCCCAACAAGCCUAUCGAUGGGAAGCCUUCCGAGGCUGACAAGGCUGACAAGACUGAUGAAGUCGCCGGAUCCUCGAACGUCUUGGACUCAGAAGUGCUCGGAGAGAUGAAGAACGUGGCCAUUUAA